GACGUCAUGUGGCAGCGGGGCGUGUCCUGCCGCGUCGUGGAAUGCUGAUGAUGAUUUUUGUCCCCCGACCAAUCAGGAGCUGCCGGCUCAGCAAGUCUCAUAUUCAAGACAAAAUGGCGGCUACGCGCAGCGGCAAGAGCGGCCUCUUAGAGAAAUGGAGAAUCGACGAGAAGCCGGUGAAGAUCGACAAGUGGGACGGCGCCGCGGUCAAGAACUCGCUGGACGACGCCGCCAAGCAGGUGCUGCUGGAGAAGUACGGCUACGUGGAGAACUUCGGCCUGGUGGACGGCCGCCUCUUCAUCUGCACGGUGUCGUGCGUCUUCGCCGUGGUGGCCCUGGUCUGGGACUACCUGCGCCCCUUCCCCGAGUCGAGACCCGUCCUGGCCUGCUGCGUGGUCUCGUACUUCGUCAUGAUGGGCGUUCUGACGCUCUACACGUCGUACAAGGAGAAGAACAUCUUCCUGGUGGCCCUCCAGAAGGACCCGGCCGGGAUGGACCCGGAUCACGUGUGGCAGCUCUCGUCUUCGCUCAAGCGGUUCGACGACCGCUACGCGCUGCGCGUGUCCUUCGGGGACGGCCGGCUGAAGACGUGGCGCGAGAGCCAGCUGACCUCGUCCGUGGCCACUUUCUUCGACGAGAACGGAACGCUGGCCAUGGACCGGUUUGAGAAGUGCGUGUCCUCGCUUCACGACGCGCUCGCCGCAGACAAGAAAAGCAAAUAAAGUCACCGCUCUUUUCUA
This is a messenger RNA of Phyllopteryx taeniolatus (common seadragon), 740 nucleotides long. RefSeq names its product signal peptidase complex subunit 2 (gene spcs2). The transcript has 5 exons. Lineage: Eukaryota; Metazoa; Chordata; Actinopteri; Syngnathiformes; Syngnathidae. Gene Ontology annotation, biological process: protein targeting to ER. Bases 42 to 722 code for a protein of 226 amino acids. The record is from RefSeq and is a predicted model, not a curated record. Gene Ontology annotation, cellular component: signal peptidase complex; membrane.